Anolis sagrei ordinatus is the source of this 5214-nucleotide messenger RNA. It is a transcript of the gene FRMPD1, whose product is annotated as FERM and PDZ domain containing 1. The record is from RefSeq and is a predicted model, not a curated record. Lineage: Eukaryota; Metazoa; Chordata; Lepidosauria; Squamata; Anolidae. Gene Ontology annotation, molecular function: protein binding. Gene Ontology annotation, cellular component: cell cortex; plasma membrane; cytoskeleton.
CCGGCAACCUACCUGCCGCCAAUCGGGGACGGAGGCUGCACAGCGGAGGGCGACCCUCCUUCUCUCGCCUGCCCGCUUGCUUGCUUGCUUGCUUGCCGGUCCAGAUCUGGGGGCAUCCCUGGGGCCAAGGUCAAGAGCGGCUUACAGAACACACAGCAAACAUUCAAUGCUGAUUAUACAAUUAACAAGGACAGACAACACAAACAGAGAUAAAUGGAAGAUCUAGAGACACGCAAAGCACGUCGGAUAGAGCAGAUGGUAGCAAAAUGGCUGCGUCGGUCACGAGAUAAUUCAGCUAGAGCGAGAGCGUCAGUGAGUGACAAGCCAUCAGAUGGUAUUGGUCAACCUCCAAGUCGUGUGAAACUCACAGUAGAGGUCCAGAAAGAUGUACUUCUUGGACAUUAUGGCUUUGAGGUUUCCCAAAACCUUCCUCUUCUUAUCACAGCAGUUGCUGCAGGUAGCACUGCUGAUGGGAAGCUUCUGCCAGGCGAUCACAUUCUUGCGGUGAACAACGAAGAAGUGGAAGAUGUCACUGGUGAACUAGCUGCUGCUCUUUUAAGGGAAUCACAAGACAUCCUCCAGCUUACAGUUCUCCGAUGUAUCUCGGGUGGCCCUAAAUCAUCCUUUCUUACAGCGGAGAAGAGAGCCAGGUUAAAGACAAAUCCUGUUAAGGUUCGCUUUGCAGAAGAAGUAGUAGUGAACGGCCAUGCUCAGGGCAGUUCUCUCCUGUGCAUGCCUAACGUUCUCAAGGUGUACUUGGAAAACGGGCAGACUAAAGCUUUCAAAUUUGAAACCAGCACAACUGUCAAAGACAUAAUUCUUACCUUGAAAGAAAAGCUUUCCAUUCGGAGCAUUGACCAUUUUGCCUUGGUGCUGGAAGAGCAGUAUAAUAUUUUAAAGAUGUUUCUUCUCCAUGAGGAUGAACUCAUUGAACAGGUAGUUCAAAGAAAAGAGUCUCAUGAUUAUCGAUGCCUCUUCAGAAUCUGCUUUAUGCCAAAGGAUCCCUUGCAUCUUUUUCAACAAGAUCCAGUUGCCUUUGAGUAUCUCUUUUUGCAGAGCUGCAGUGAUGUGCUUCAGGAAAGAUUUGCUGUCGAGAUGAAGUGCAGUGUCGCUUUGAGGUUGGCUGCGCUGCACAUACAGGAACGCAUCAUCACUUGCGCUCAGCCACAGAAAGUCUCUCUGAAAUAUAUAGAGAAAGACUGGGGCAUAGAAAACUUUAUCUCCCCAACACUGCUCCGAAACAUGAGAGGCAAGGACAUCAAAAAAGCCAUUAGCUUUCACAUGAAGAGGAAUCAACUUUUGCUGGAUCCAAGACAAAAGCACCUCCUUUCAGCAGCACAAGUGAGACUGUGUUAUCUCCAGAUUCUCAGAGACCUCAAACUUUAUGGAGGGAAAACUUUCAAUGCAACACUCAUGUUACAGGACAGAGAGUCAUGUGUCACCCUCUUGGUGGGAGCCAAAUAUGGAAUCAGCCAAGUUGUUAACAACAAACUCAACAUCAUUACCAUGCUGGCAGAAUUUGCUAACAUUAGCAAACUGGAACUUACUGAAGAGUCUGAAAAAGUAAGCAUGGUAAAAAUCUACCUCCAAGAUAUAAAGGUGCUGACCCUGAUGCUGGAAUCCAACAGUGCCAAAGAUCUGGCUUGUCUCAUCAGUGGCUACUACAGGAUGUUUGUCGAUUCAACCCAUUCCCUAUUUAUCUGGGGGGAGAAAAAGCCCCAAACACACCGCUUCUCCACUGAGGAAGGAUAUGAAUCUAGAACCGGCAGUGACUCGGAAGACUCUUCUGAACCGGACUCUUCCUUGGACCAUUUUUCAAACACACACUCCCCCAGACUCAGGCGUCUUGGGCCUCAGUCUAAGGAAGAUGGAGAUCCAGAGGACUUAGAGCAAGAAACAAUGACUCUCGGAGGUAAAGGUGAGGGCUUUUGCAACGGAUACGACAACACAAAUGACAGCUUGUCAGAAGCCUCUGACUCAGCCAACUCAGAAAGCCGAGGGCUUAAGACGAGCUGCUCAAGUGACUCUAUGGAUGCCUUGGAGGAGGAUGAUUUUGAAACAUGCUCAUCAAGCAGGCCAGAGUUUUACCACUUUUACGUCCCCACUCUUCAGGAGCUGACGAGCAAUAGCAAGGCCUUCUUGGGGGCAAACUCAGAAGAGGCACAGGAUUCUUUCUUUUCCUUCCUCCUGCCACCCAGCAUCCCCACUUCUGAACCUGUACAGCCAGAAGCAGAAUCCAGAAGAGAAAAUGAAACAAACGGUUCAGCACUGGCAUCGAAGCUAGCAGAGAACAACAUCAUGGAGUAUUACAGCCUCUGUGCCAACAUCUCUCCAGCCAGCAGUGGGGAGAAGAACCCCCAAAACAACAGCUCAGAGGCCAGCUCCUUAAAUGAGCAGGAGGAAGAUGAAGGCAUCCACGAAGGGGAGAGACAGAGAUUCCUCUUGGCUCCUCCCCCUGGGUUUGGAGACACCAGUUCAGAUGAAGAGUUUUAUGAUGCCGCAGAACGGAUGACGCCAACAGAGAGAAAAGCAGUUUUUGGCGCUCUAUCCCCAAAAACUGUGCAAGAUUUGAACUCCUCAAAGACCCUGUCCUGUGACAGUUCAGGUGAAAACUUUCUGCCAAGACAAAGCAGAAGGGCAAGAUAUAGACCUGAAAAGGAGCCCCAGGAUGUCAACAAUCUGAGGAAGAGGAGGUCUUUUCUGCAGACUAAUUUCACUUCACAGGUUACUUUCCCUUUUGCUCCACCUCACUCCCUGGAGAACAUUGAUCAUACUGGCUGUGAUGGAGAACCUGUGCUUCCAGGUACAUUGUCUUCCCCUGCUGCAAUCUCCUUCAAGGAACCUAAAAGUGAUUCUGGUCUUUUGGAAACCCAACUAGCUGGGGAUACAAUAGCUUCAUCUGACUCUGUAGACGUGAAGCCAGGUUCAUUGGAAAGGGAGUCAUCCACGGACUCAAGUGUGUAUCCUUUUUAUGUCAUUCAUCCCAUGAAAAGCAGAGAAUGUUCAGAUGCCUCCUUCAGCUCUGCUUCCACAGAAACGGAGGACAAUUCUUUUACCUCCGCGAAUUCUGCUGGCCACCAGAAUCAGUGUCUGAAUGUAUCCAGAAGCCCUGUUCACUUUGAAGUUCUUAAUACCACAUGCGAAGAAAAAUCAGAUCUUAGAGACACAGUUGGUGGGCUUCAGGAGCAUUGUUCUGCAGAUACAGAGCAUCAUGUACUAAAUGGAAGCUUAGGAACAGCAAAAGCCUCGCCUGAAACAGGAGUCAGUUAUGUAUUGAUUGAGGAAAUAAUACAGACAACUACCAAAUCUUCCCAGUUCCUUAACAACCAACCAGACAGACAGUUGCCUUAUGUAUCUGCUUCAGACCAGGAUCUUCUUCCUGCUGAGAAAGUGGAAAAACAGGAAGAACCUGAGCAAGAUCCUCACCAAAUGAAGCCCAUCGUAUGUGAGCCAAGGCAACCACUGGGCAACUCAGUACUCCGUAACAAUACCAGCAGAAUGCCAAGAGAAAACUCCUCACCUGAAGGCAACAAACAGUUCGAUUUCUCAAAUACAACUGAGCCAUUUUCUAACAUUGGUGGUGGUUUGGGUUCAGUAACAUGUCUCUCCUGGCCCUCUUUUAGUUCAGUGGUUGAUCAUGCAGAAAUAGGCCAGCAGACAGAUAAAACAUACCAGGCUAAUGCUGACAAAAGUAGCUCAUUGUCAAAUCAGGAUCCACCUCAUUUAUCAGCCAUGUCUAUUCCUCGGAACAGAUAUCUUUGUACAGAAAUGACUGGUGACCAGACUCUUGAGAAGAAAAAUUGCACAGGUGAUACUCUUAAAAUGGAUUAUAAUUAUAAAUUGCCUAGUCUGGUAACUGUUACCAAAGAAGAUACUGUGGAGCAGAGAAAAGCUGGCAGUUCAAAUGGACUCAGUUACUUUUCAUUUAAUGUUCCAUGUAAGUCUGCAGGGACCAAUGAGGAAAGCAGUAUUUCAGAUCAGCCAUUUCUUUGUUCUGAGAACGCCACAAAAAAUGCUACAGUAUCUAACAAUUUCAGUUCUCCAGUUCUAAUGAACGAGAAGGAAUCAAUUUCAUCAAAACCUAAGAGGGACAUGUGUAGUUGCCAGUUGACUUACACAAGUUGUUUCCACGGUCAAGACAAUGAGGCAGAACUAGACUGCACCAAACCCACUACUUGCAGUGGGUCUGAGCGGCCAUUAACAACCCCACCAUCGACAAGAAGCCCACUUCCUCUAGGCUUUCAUUCUACAAGACUUACUCAAAAACAUAACUAUGUUAAUGGUAACUCCAGAGAAUGCAGAAAUAACACGUGGGUUGCAGACUCGCACAUCAAAGCACUGAGAUACAUAAAGGAGAAAAUGUGUGCCACACCAUUUGAUUUUAGGCAUUUGCUAGACAAUGUGGUGGAACUACAGGGAAUUUUAGGACAGUUUUGGGGAAACCGAGUAAAACAUCCUCGAGAUAAGUGCUCCUCUCACUUUUCAGAACACAAGACCAUCUUGUACAUGGAAUCACAAAGGUUGAUGUCAAGCUGCCAGAAAGUUAUCAGAACACAUGGGUGUUUCUCAGAAACAUACAGUGCUCUUCAGGAGACCUUCCAGACCCUUCUCCAACUCACAGAAGUGUGCUUUCAGUUUACAAACUGUGGCCUGUGCAGUAGGAGGCACAGAGACCUGAUAAUCAAUCUUAAGGAUGUUGUAUAUAGCUAUCAUCAAUUUGUCCAGGCAGCUAAGCAAGCCUAUGAUAGAGACUCUCCCAAUGUGUGCAGGAGACUCCUGGUGUGCCAGUACACUGCUCUGAGUGCAGCUCUCUUCUGCCUUGUCCAACAGUUCAGAGCUUUGUCCUGCGUAUGAGAUGGAGAUACUGUCCAGAUGCUUCUCCAGCAUGCUACUAUCUUGCCCUUUGGUGGGAAAGAUCAAGCCAAGUUGUCUGCUGUUUGUUCAACCCAUGCUCCUUGUAAACAUAGUGGGUGUGUAAGAGCUAUGCAGAACCAUAUGACUCAGUAGGUUGUGCUCCUUCUCUAGUGGAUAUUUACAUUGCUCAAAUGAGGUGACAUCAACAGGAUGGGUCAGAGAAACAUGCCUUAUGAUACCAUUGUACAAGUAACAUAGUGUUGUCAAUUCCCUAAAGCAGUGGUUCUCAACUUGUGGGUCCCCAGAUGUUUUGACCUUCAACUCCCAGAAAUUCUAACAGCUGGGAUUUCUGGAAGUUGU